Symbiodinium natans is the source of this 1659-nucleotide messenger RNA. The record is from the annotation of a GenBank genome assembly. Lineage: Eukaryota; Dinophyceae; Suessiales; Symbiodiniaceae.
AUGCUGCUGCAUGGGAAAAAAAGAUGGUUUCCACGCAGGUUUCACUUCAACGUUCCUCGCUUGCCAAGACCCCUGCCAACCGCUAGUGCCAGGAGAGCCACUGGCAACAUUGCGAAUUCACAGUUGGCAUCCUCCCAGCCGCGCCGACGGUACAUUGCCUAUGGCUUGGGCGGCGCUCUAGCCCUUGGCUGUCUCGAUGAAGGCUUCCGUCGCUGCUUGGAGUUCUGGGUGGUCGUUUUCCCAUUAUGGUGCCAUUAUUUUUGGGUUGACAAGGUGUCACACCGCAAAGAUGGGCCCAAGGGUAACGAGCAGCGAGAUGCUGAAUUCUGCAAGCUGCAUGCACGUUACUCUCCCAUCAUCCGCCGAGCCACCUUGUACAUGCGGGGUUUCUACCUCAAAGCAGCGCAACUUGUGUCAACGCGAGAUGAUUUUCUGCCAGAGAUCUAUUUGGAAUGGACCAGAAAGUUGCAGGACGAGGUGCCCAUGACGUUGUCUUCGGAGCAAGCGAAGCAGGUCAUAGCAAAGGAGCUGCGGUUGAACAGUGUCGAGGAUGUGCUUGUUGAUUGGCAAGACGAGCCCAUUGGCACUGCUUCGAUCGGUCAAGUCUAUAAGGCCCGGCUGAAGUCCACUGGCGAGGAGGUCGCGAUCAAGGUCCAAGUGCCAAAGGCUGAACGGAUGUUUCGUGCAGACAUUUCGUGCUUGAAGAUGUUCACUUACAUGGCAAUACCUUGGGCUUACGAGAACAUGAGAGAGAUAGAAAAGCUUUUCGAAACAGAGUUUGACUACAUGGAGGAGUUCCGAAAUUUGGAAGCCAUGCGGACAAAUUUGCUGCCUUCUUGGGGCCACAAAAUAUACAUCCCAAGGCCUAUUCCUGAGCUUUGUUCGCGACACGUCCUGGGCAUGGAGCUCUUGAAGGGCGAAAAGUUCGUCACUGCCGUUCGAAAGCGGUUGAAGCCCUUGGCCGAGCAAAGAGGAAUGACGGUGGAGGAAUACGAAGAGGAGCAAAUGGAAGCAUUGCGCACUGGGAAGCGCAAGGCAGAGAGCGCAGCCUGGCUACAUUGGAAGAUGACAUUGUGGCACUGGUGGCGAAGGUUGUGCGGAAACCGAUCAGACCUGGAGCCUAUCGAUGUUGGAGGCAUUUUCGAGAUGCUGAUGUCAAUCCAUGGUCAACAAGUUCUGAAGGAUGGAUGUUUCAAUGCUGACCCGCAUCCAGGGAACAUCCUAAUGCUGGAAGAUGGCAAAACGCUUGGCCUCAUCGAUUUUGGACAAGUGAUGUAUGUGCCAGUGGAGUUCCGCAUCAAACUUGCCAAACUCAUGCUUGCCCUUUCGCGACGCAGCCCGCCUGACGUGGCACGAUGCGAAAGUGAAAUUGGCGUGAAGCGAAAGUAUUACAAGGAAGAUGUGCAGUACCGGAUUUGCUCCUUCUGGCUUGACCGGGACGAUGAGGAGAUCACACAGGGUCGCAAUAUCUUUGACUUGAUGGUGUGGGGAGAGGCAGAGGACCCGGUACUGGCGCUUCCUGAGGGUUACUAUCUUGCGUGCAGAUGUUCAGUUACACUUCGCAGCACAGCUUUGGCCUUCGGUGUGAGGGUUUCCACUGCUGAGUAUUGGAGACCAUAUGCGGAGGACCUGCUGCGGAAGCAUGGGCACAUAGUCUGA